CGUUACCCUUGCCUGUGUGACAGCGUUAGCUGCUGGAAACAUUUUAGGUACCUCUUGUUCGUUUUUUAAAGUUUAGUCAGGCUUCUGCUUAGCUAACCAUUUGAUUUGUUUUUAUCGGGUCCACGCUAAGCUCAGGUAAUAUGCAAAACAACGAUAAACUACUGGCUAUUUUAUUGUCACCUAGCUAACUACUGUAGUUAGCAGGUGCGUCGCAUUAUAAAUAGUUUGCAUAACUAACAGUUAGCUACGUAAUGAGUCAACUAGCUACAGCUGAGCUGGCUGUAGUGCAUCAACUAUCAAGUUGUUUUUUUUCGUGUACAUUUAUGCCACGUUCACAUGCUAGUCUGAACUAGGAAACUCGGAAAUGUCCGACUACUAAUUAGUGUGAACGCGGCAUAUUAAUUGACGCGCUUUCUCUAAACAUUAACACGCAUCGCUUAUUGUAAGUUUUUGGAAACAUACGGAACGUGUCUUUCAUAUCAGCGAGAAAUCAUUUUCAAAAAACAAAAGGUUACAUUUACUACACCUUUUUAUAGGGUUAGUGUUCACACAUGGCCAUAUCUCCAUGUUACAUCGCAUGUUUACAUAAAAAAAAUAGGCAGCCAACCUGUGCUAAUUAGUUAUCUGACGUGCCCCUGAACCCCUGUGUGUAAACAUAACUGGUGAGAAAGUGUAGUUCGUCAGUUGGAGGCACACAGUAUGUAGAUCUGUGCAAAACUGCUACAGGAAGUGUAGCUCUCAAACUCUAGGCGGCAAUCUGCCUUCUCUCUACAGUUUUCAGUCAUUAACUUCGCCCACGAUUACUGUGUGAACUACAAUCCCGACUCUAAUGUUUUAUAAAAAGUCAAUAAUCAUCGCUGUGAUUCGUCUUUCGAAACAUAUGGCACUUUCAUCAGCGAGAAAGAAUCCUUCAAAUAAAAAAGUUACUUACUCUAGCAGUUUUACAUAGUCGAGGUACAGCUUCAUCAAUAUAACUGGUGCCCCCUGCAUACCUACAGAAUAUGCAUACCCUGCAUACAUACCUAUAUAUAGCCUCGCUGUUGUUAUUUUAUUGCUGCUCUUUAAUUGUUUGUUACUUUUAUUUUUCUUUAGGUAUUUUUCUUAACGAUGUUGUUGGUUAAGGGCUUGUAAGUAAGCAUUUCACUGUAAGGUCUACUACACCUGUUGUAUUCGGCGCAUCUGACAAAUUACAUUUGAUUUGUAGGUGCCUCCAUCUGACUAAACUACACUUUCUUUACACUUCCCGAGUUACACUUACAUUCAGUUGUUUGGAGCAUGCUAAUUAGCACAGGUGGACCCCUUGUCUUCCGUAAACAAGUUCUGGAACAUGGAGAUAUGGCCAUGUAGGAACACUAACCCUAUCAAGGCGUGUAUCAAUUUAAACUUUUGUUAAAAAAUAUAUUUCUUGCUGAUAUGAAAGAAAAGGUCCUUAUACUUCCCGAAACUGUAGUUUUUGUGUCUUUUACAUUUGGUUUUGUACACCAACUUCAAACAGCUGAAAAUACAAUAUUUGUUGUUAAUGAGAAUAUAUUUCACAGUGGUUUAAUAGUACAAUGAUUGCUUGUUUUGUCACAUAUACUGAAAUUAGGCAGACUUAGAAUUUUAGCGACCAUGAAAUGGAGGAGCGGUUUCUGUAUGUUGCACCUUUAAUGGUAAAGUCAAUCUCAAGAACUAGCCAGAAAUAUGCAUACCAUCAAAUAGUGGAUCAUAAAACAUAAACAAUGGAGCAAAUCCCUUGAUUACAUUUUCACUUGGCUACUACAGGUUAUAAUAUUUGCACCUAUUUCAGUCCAAGUUGAGCACUGCCAAUAACUGUAUGCAAUGUUCUACUAUAUGCGGCAUAAGUGUAAACCAUCUUUGCUAUAGCUUUCAGCCAGCUGUAGACGUGGAAAGAUGCAGGGCAUAGACAUCCUGGAGAACUUUGAGAUCUACAUCCCGAAAGAGGCAGAGGUGAAAAUCACCUCUAUUCAGACUCUGCCAACCUCCAUCUUGAGAAGGAUGGGGGUGCCCCACUCUCAGGGUGAGAGUGCAAAGAGAGGGUCCUCGCCUUUGGCCAUGUGGAUCUCGCCAGUGGUCAUCCGAGAGAGAGGCUGUUCACCGACCAGCCCCACAGUGGACACUGCCAAGAUUAACCUGGCCUCACUGGUGACCACAGAACCCAAGGCAGCUCAGGGUCCCUUCUUGAUGCCAUUCGUCUCCUCCAGCGGCACGGCCUUCAAUGUCCUCAGGGAGUUCUUGCCCUCCAGACAGAACUUCCAGCAGGGUACUGCCACCCAGAUUGAACCCAUCCCCCAUGGCCUGCCCUCUGUCCCCCACCAGGAUGCCAUCAUCAUCCACAAGGGGAGGAUCUUCCUGUCAAUCAAGAAAGCAAAGACUGUCAGAGGAAAGAGGCAGCACAGCCCUGACCUGGAUAACUCGUUGUCUUCCGAGGCCCCUCAGACCACACAGCGAAAACUGAUGUUCCUCUCACCUGCCAAGAAGAGCCAGAAGUUCUGCCCCGCAUCUCCAAAGCCGUCUCCUAAAAAGCCCCAGGGGAAGUGGGCAUUGCUGCAGAGGUUCGGCCUGACCCACCAAGUCCAGGUGAAGUUGUCCAGAAUCCCCCAGGGGGACAUUGCGCCACAGCAGACUGCCGAACAGGGUCACUCAGCGGAAGAGGAUCCUAACACAGAGCAAGAUCAAGUCAUACGGAAGUUAUUGAACGCCAACAGGUUGUUAAAGGAGACACCUGGCAGAUGUCCUGAACAGGAGAUGGAGUUGGUGACUCAAGAGGAAGACAAGCCUUUGAAUGAGGAGACCCAAGAAUCAUUAUCAAAGACAGCAAAUCGGCACCCUUGCUCAAGCGAAGGCUUUCAGGGCAGAGGUGGGAUUACCAGUGAGACAGAUGAUGAUGCUCAGGAGGAGGAGGAGCCUGAGGAAGAGGGAUGUCACAAUUUGGGUAGUGUCAAACAACGACGAGUUGAAGACAAAGGUAAGAGUGGGGCAGAGGGCCAAGCCACCAAUGGGGAUGAGUCUGAGGUGGAAGAUCUCUCUGUUACGGCUGUUGCUUUGAGUGACAGCUCACCUCCACCAGAGGCCCUGAAUGCAGACCAAAGCAGUGAUACGGUUAUGCAAGUUGACUUCGCGGGGGACAGUGUUCAGAGUUGGACGGCGGAGUGCCCAAUCAUACCCGCUCUAGCCCCCACCCCCAAAGAGCACCAUGGUUUUGACUUUGAGCAUUCGGCCCGUGAGGAGAGGAUCAACCGUAUCAGGGCCAAACUGAGAGAGAGAGAGGCUGCCCUCAACAACCUACGCUCUCCAAGUUGACUGUCUCCAAAGUGGGAAACAGUUAUUUCUAAGGGCCCUCACAGGUGUUGAAUGGCAUGAACGAUUAUUCCACACACUUUCAUUUAAGCGCUGCUAGAACAUCCAUUGUGUAACUGGUAAAGUAUUAUUAUUAUUUGAAUUUUUUUUGGAACCAAUAAACUUCUCCACUCCUUAUCUUUCAAGACCUGUGAUCCAUCAUCUUAUGAUGGGCAAAAAAAAAUUACGUUAGAAAUAACUCAAAUCUAAAUUCUAUAAUUUUAUUAGAAAAUUCAGAAGGACUUUUUACUUUUCGUUUGAUUAUAUCUGAUGUGAAAACAGCGUUUGUUUGAUCAAACUUGCCCAGAUAUCGAAUUUGAAGAUUAGUUAUUAGAGUUGCAGUUAUUCUUUUAGGGCACGAUUCAGACUUUUUUUUACACAUUUUGAUUUUGCGCACUUCUCAGUUGUUGGUGUUCAGAAUUGAUGGGCUUUGCAGGUGUGGCUCCCUUGCUCUCACUGAAUAAAUAUAAUUAAAAUACUGAAAACCCUCCCACUUGCUGGCCAACAGAUUUUCUUGUUGAAGAUUCAUUUAAAUACUGUGUACCUUUUUAAAGCUACAAUAUGUACAUUUUUGACCAGACCAAAUUCUCAUAGAAAUUUGUUUUAUAGAUCUGUCAUUCUCAUUGAAAGUAAGUCUAAAAAGCAGUUCUAUGUGCGCCAUUUCUAUGCUUCCCGUUCGUAAGUUUAGAUUUAGCGUCUUUCGGUUUUGUACACCAGAUUCUGACAGCUGGUUUAGAUGGUACAAUAAUUCUCUACACCAAACAUUGCUUGUUUUGUCACAAUCUGAAAUAAGGCAAACUUCGAAUUUUAGCAACCAGAAAAUGGCAGAGCAGUUUCUGAAUAUUGCACCUUUAAUUCAAAUUUUCUCGACAUACUCAUUAGAAUAUAUUGAGAGAACGAGAUCAGAAUAGGGAUCAAUGAAAGACACAUACUGCGUUGUCUUGUCUGUGUUUUUUAGGAUUGUUGUGCUGUUGGAAGGGGAACCUUUGCCACAGUGUGAGGUCCUGAGCGCUCUUUAGCAGGUUUUCAUCAAUGUUCUUUCUGUACUUUGCUCUGUUCAUCUUUCACUUGAUCCUGACUAGUCUCCCAGUUCCUGCCACUGAAAAACAUCCCCACAUCAUGAUGCUGCCACCACCAUUCUGCACAGUAGGGAUGGUGCCAGGUUUCCUCCAGACGUGACGCUUGGCAUUCAGACUAAAUAGUUCAAGCUUGGUUUCAUCAAACCAGAGAAUCUUGUUUCUCAUGGUUUGAGACUCUUCAGGUGCUUUUUGGCAAACUCCAAGCGGGCUGUCAUGUGCUUUUUUUACUGAGGUGUGGCUUCCGUUGGGCCACUCUACCAUAAAGGCCUGAUUGGUCGAGAGCUGUAUAGAUGGCUCUCCUUCUGGAAGGCUCUUCCCAUCUCCACAGAGGAACUCUGGAGCUCUGUCAGUGACCAUCGGGUUCUUGGUCACCAACCUGAGCAAGGCCCUUCUCCCCCGAUUGCUCAGUUUGGCCAGGCGACCAACUCUACGAAGAGUCUUGGUGGUUCCAAACUUCUUCCAUUUAAGAAUGAUGGAGGUCCCCUUCAAUGUUGCAGACAUUUUUUGAUAUCCUUCCCCAGAUCUGUGCCUUGACACGAUCCUGUCUCGGAGCUCUACGGAAAAUUCCUUUGACUUCAUGGCUUGGUUUUUGCUCUGAAAUGCACUGUCAACGGUGGGACCUUUAUAAAGACAGGUGUGUACCUUUCCAAAUCCAACUUACCACAGGUGGACUCCAAUCAAGUUAUAGAAACAUCUCAGGGAUGAUCAAUGAGCACAAUUUCAAAUCUCAUAGCAAAGGGUCUGCAAAGUGAUAGUUAUGUAUGUAGGUAUUACUGACAGUGGCUAAUAUUUAAUCCAAUAACAAUUGUCAAAACAAACAACUGAAAAGUCAGGGCAUAUAAUUGAAACAUUCUAGAGUGCAUAAAUCAUCUCGGUAGGUUCGGAGUUACUGUCAAUGUGCACAGGUUACCAUAGGCUACAGCCUCGGCUUGAAUCUCCAAAUUUCAGCCCCUCAAAUGAUGAAGCCAUAGUCCUACAAUUACAAUUCUGAAUAACAUCACUGCUGUUUAUACUUCAUUGUGGAAAUACCUAACAAGUUGACAUGCUUUUCAGUUUGCUGAAAUAUGACUGGUUUCACAUUUUGUCUCCAGUGAUCAUAAGGUAAAAUGUAUUUAAGCAAUUAAAUCAUAUUUACAGUCCCCUUAUCCAAAUUGAUUACUCAUUUCCCUAGCUCUUAUCAAUGUAUAAAUGACAGUGCUUGGAGAUUGGUGUUAUUUUUAUUGGGGGGGGGGAAUAAUUAGCUUUUCCACUUAGAACUGACAGGUUGCUCGACCAUCACAGUUUCCUCUUGAGUCAAGGUUGUGGAAUUAUGAGGGAAUUCAGUCAAGUUCAGAAUACAGCGUACCUGUAAGUCACACCUCCACCUCACCUUAAUUUCUUUGAUCUCCACAUCAAAUGCUUACCUUAGCUGGCACUGGCAUUUCCCCUAGCACAAGUUCAAGGUCAGAAUACGCAUAGAGAGAAGUGCCUAAAAACUGAAUAAAGUUCCAUUCAAGCGUGUGUAACUCGGGUCUGAAUUCUCCCUUUAGAAAAACAAUUAGUUAUUUUUUAUUUUUUUUACAUUUUGAACAUUGUCACUCACUUGUGUUAAAAGUACAAGUUGUAUCCUAUUCUCCCCCCAGUUGGAACAGUAUUUAUACUGCGGGUUGAAUAUUUUUUGUUUUCAAGAUGUUUGUUAGAUGAUACUACAUAAGUUAUUACUAGAUGCUGAAAAUGAGUCCCUCAAGUUGUUACAUUUAUAAGUGGAGGAAUCAUUCAGGAAGCACAACACCCAGGUCGCCACCUGUGGCAGCAAAGUCUUACUGUGAUCGACUAGUCAAUGGGAAGUUUGAGUUCUGCCAAAUAACUUUUGUUUUGUGUCGUCUCAUAACAUCGACCUUGUGCAAUAAAGCAACCAAUGUUUGUA
Molecule: messenger RNA, 6324 nt
Organism: Salvelinus fontinalis (brook trout)
Lineage: Eukaryota; Metazoa; Chordata; Actinopteri; Salmoniformes; Salmonidae
Exons: 3
Coding region: 1894-3303 (469 amino acids)
Source: RefSeq, a predicted model, not a curated record